AUGGGCCAACUUGGAGUUGUGCUGGAAAGUGGCUCUGUACCUCAACGGAACCUAUCGCAGAUGAAAACCACCGGCCAUGUCAUCUUCAUUACUGCGAUGGCUGUCAUUGGUGGCUUUCUUUUCGGCUAUGACUGCGGAGUCGUGUCAGGGGCAAUGCUGAUCAUCAAGACCCAGUUCAAAUUGAAUGAUCAAUGGCAGGAGUUGAUCGUCUCUUCAACCGUCAUCGCCGCUGCCGUUUUCGCCGCUCUCGGUGGCUAUCUGAAUGACAAAUUUGGCAGGAAGAAGACCAUACUUCUUUCCAGCAUCAUGUUCGCAAUUGGAGCAGCCGUCAUGGGGUUAGCCAACUCAAAAGAAAUGCUGCUGGUUGGGCGAAUCAUUGUCGGUGCAGGAGCAGGAACUUCUUCCUGUGUCAUUCCCGCUUACAUUGCUGAAGUGACUCCACCCACGACGCGAGGACGUAUGUUAGUCACUUUCCAGCUAAUGAUAACCCUUGGCUUCUGGGUAGCUAGUCUGUCAAAUGCCGCAUUUAGUUAUAUUAAAGACGAUGAUCUCAACUGGAGACUGAUGCUUGGCGUCGCCGGAGUACCGCCGCUUUUUCAGCUUCUGGGAUUUUCUUGGUUGCCUGAAAGUCCACGCUGGCUGGCCCUUCACAGCUAUAAGGAAAAAGCUGAAGCUGUUUUAGCAGAUAUUUACGGAGGAGACGAAGACGCAAAGAGAUGGGCUCAAGCAGAUGUUCAGCAAAUGAUCAAAGACCAGGAAAAGACACAGUCAGAAAUCGAAGCGAAAGGUGGUUCAAGCAUCCUUUCCACAAUGAUCAAAACACACUCAACUCGAAAGGCGUUAGUCAUUGGAUGCAUGCUGCAGAUGUUUCAACAACUUUGCGGGAUCAACACCGUCAUGUACUACAGUGCAUCGAUUAUCCAGUCCGGGGGCAUUCGCAGCAGAACGAUGAGCAUUUGGAUGACGUCGGUCACGUCUGGUGUUAACUUCUUUUGCACGUUUAUCGGCAUCUACCUGAUCGAACGCUUAGGACGUCGUCGACUUAUCCUGUACAGCACUAUUGGUAUGUUUCAGUACUCAUAAAU
This is a messenger RNA of Soboliphyme baturini, 1085 nucleotides long. Lineage: Eukaryota; Metazoa; Nematoda; Enoplea; Dioctophymatida; Soboliphymatidae. The record is from the annotation of a GenBank genome assembly.